CCUCAAAUAAUUCUCUCCCCCUCUCUCUCUCUCCCUCUCCACAACAGGCACAAACUCUCUCUCUCUCUCUUUCUCUCUCUAUAUUGGAUAUGGAGGAGCUGAAUGCCUACUGCAUUACAGCAUGGCUGCGUAGGCCUCUCUGCAUAAUGAUGUGAUGGAACACCGUACCCCUUUCUCUCAGACUCUUCACAUUUUUAUUUUUAUUUUUUUAAAUUUUCAUAAUUCUGUGUAGAGUUUCUUCAUUCUCUCUCUCUCCCUUUUUUCUGUAUGCUGACUCAUAUAUCAAUGUGGGUUGCUCCAUGAAACCGAGGAUAAAAGAAGUGGCUCUGGAAUUGGAUGAAACGCUGUCGUCUUGUGAUGCUUACUACUAGCUACUGCUAAGCUUUAGCCCCUCCUCUGCAUCUUCUGAACUUUAGUAAAGGGCUCAAGGGCAUCUCUUUUUUCCUCUUUGGGUACUAAAGAAUGGUGGCAGUUUCGUUUGAAAGUCUUGUUUUUUUGGGUUUCUUGGUGCUUUUGAGCUUUGGGGGCUCUGUGGAGGCGAAUGAUGGGACUACUUUAAUGGAGAUUAAGAAGGCAUUUAAGGAUGUGGAGAAUGUGUUGUAUGACUGGACAGAUUCACCUUCAUCAGAUUACUGUGGAUGGAGAGGUGUUAGUUGUGAUAAUGUCACCUUCAAUGUUGUUGCACUAAAUCUAUCAGGUUUAAAUCUUGAUGGGGAGUUGUCUCCAGCAAUAGGACAACUAAAAGGCCUACUGUCCCUUGAUUUGAAGCAGAACCGGCUUUUGGGUCAAAUCCCGGAUGAAAUUGGAGACUGUUCAUCUUUGAAGAGCUUGGACCUAUCCUACAAUGAGCUAUAUGGCGAUAUUCCCUUCUCAAUUUCAAAGCUAAAACAACUCGAAGGCUUGAUUUUGAAAAAUAACCAGUUGAUUGGUCCGAUUCCUUCAACAUUGUCUCAGAUCCCGAACUUGAAAAUUCUAGACCUGGCACAGAACAAGCUAAGUGGAGAAAUACCGAGACUGAUAUAUUGGAAUGAAGUUCUACAAUAUCUGGGACUGCGGGGGAACAACUUGGUUGGUUCCCUUUCUCCCGAUAUGUGCCAGCUAACGGGACUGUGGUACUUUGAUGUUCGAAAUAAUAGUUUAACUGGUUCAAUUCCUCGGAGCAUUGGCAACUGCACUGCCUUCCAGGUUCUGGAUUUGUCUUACAACAACUUGACUGGCGAGAUACCAUAUAACAUCGGGUUCCUGCAAGUAGCCACAUUAUCUUUGCAAGGGAAUAAACUUUCAGGAAAAAUCCCCCCGGUCAUUGGCUUGAUGCAGGCUCUUGCGGUAUUGGAUCUAAGCUGUAAUGUGUUGAGUGGACCAAUCCCUCCCAUCCUGGGGAACUUGACUUACACUGAGAAAUUGUAUUUACAUGGAAACAAGCUAACAGGGUCCAUUCCUCCCGAGCUUGGAAAUAUGACAAAUCUUCACUAUCUGGAAUUAAACAAUAAUCUACUUACCGGUCGUAUACCACCAGAACUCGGGAAGCUUACAGAGCUGUUUGAUUUAAAUGUAGCCGAAAACCUCCUUGAUGGCCCCAUACCUGAUAAUCUCAGCUCGUGUAAAAAUCUGAACAGCCUCAAUGUUCAUGGGAACAAAUUGAAUGGGACCAUCCCACAUGCAUUUCAAAAGCUGGAAACUAUGACUUAUCUGAAUCUCUCGUCUAAUGGCAUAAGUGGUCCCAUUCCAAUUGAGCUAUCCCAUAUUGGAAACCUGGAUACAUUGGAUCUUUCGAAUAAUAAGAUCAGGGGCUCGAUUCCCGAUUCCCUUGGUGACCUCGAACAUCUUCUGAAACUAAAUUUAAGCAAGAAUGAUAUAUCUGGACAUAUUCCAGCAGAGUUUGGCAAUUUAAGAAACAUCGUGGAGAUUGAUAUUUCGAGCAAUCACAUUUCUGGUCCGAUACCUCAAGAACUCAGUCAACUUCAAUACCUCUUCUCGCUGAGAGUAGAAAAUAACAAUUUAUCAGGCGAUGUGGUGACACUGGCAAAUUGCCCGGCUCUUAGUGUUCUAAACGUCUCGUACAAUAAUUUAGUUGGGAAUAUUCCAACCGGGAACAACUUCUCAAGAUUUUCACCAGAUAGUUUUAUUGGAAAUCCAUAUCUCUGUGGAUAUCAGCUCAAUUCUUGUCAAUCGUCUCAUCCCAGAGGGAGAGUCAUGAUCUCUAAAAGAAGUAUCCUCGGGAUUGCUUUGGGUGGCUUGAUGAUUCUUCUGAUGAUUUUAGUGGCAGCAUGCAGGCCACAGAAUCCAACACGGAUGGAAGCAUCAAUUGAUAAACCGAUUUAUUACUACUCGUCGCCUAAGCUGGUUAUACUUCAUAUGAACAUGGCACUUCAUGUUUACGAGGACAUUAUGAGGAUGACAGAGAACUUGAGCGAGAAGUACAUGAUUGGUUAUGGAGCUUCGAGCACUGUGUACAAAUGCGUUCUUAAGAAUUGCAGACCGGUGGCUAUUAAGAAGCUGUAUUCUCACCACCCUCAGUGCCUAAAAGAAUUCGAGACAGAGCUUGAGACAGUCGGGAGCAUUAAGCAUCGUAACCUCGUUUGUCUCCAAGGCUAUUCCCUUUCUGCAGCUGGCCAUCUUCUCUUUUACGACUACAUGGAAAACGGUAGCCUCUGGGAUUUGCUUCAUGGGCCAACUAAAAAGAAGAAGCUCGAUUGGGACACUCGUCUUCGUAUAGCUCUUGGUGCAGCUGAAGGGCUUGCUUAUCUUCACCAUGAUUGUAACCCCCGCAUAAUCCACCGGGAUGUUAAGUCAUCGAAUAUUUUGUUGGACAACGAUUUUGAGCCUCAUCUCACCGACUUUGGAAUUGCAAAGAGCUUAUGCACAUCCAAGUCCUAUACUUCGACCUACGUAAUGGGAACUAUUGGUUAUAUUGAUCCCGAGUAUGCAAGAACUUCCCGCCUCACAGAGAAGUCAGAUGUGUAUAGCUAUGGGAUCGUCCUGCUAGAAUUGCUGACAGGAAGAAAAGCUGUAGAUAACGAAUCCAACCUUCAUCAUCUGAUCCUAACAAAGGCUGCGAACAACGCAGUGAUGGAAGCUGUUGAUCCCGAGAUCUCUGCUACGUGCAAGGAUCUUGGCGACGCCAAGAAGGUUUUCCAGCUCGCCCUUCUGUGCACCAAGAGGCAGCCCUUCGAGAGGCCAACCAUGCACGAGGUAGUCCGGGUGCUCGAGAGCCUAAAACAGUCAACCGAGCCAAAACAGCUGAACCCAACCGCACUGGCGCCGCUCCCUUCCGCCCACACGCCAUGCUACAAGGACGAGUACGCGAAUCUGAAGACCCCCCAUCUCGUAAACUACUCAUCCAUCAGCACAUCAGACGCCCAACUGUUCCUCAAGUUUGGAGAAGUGAUAUCCCAGAACAGCAGUGGCUAAUUAAGACUAAAAAUUAUUGUGUUUUGUGUAUAAAGUUGUUGAAACAUAGAGAAAGGGACAGGUUUGAGAGGGGGAGGUGGGUUUCUGAAUGGAGUCUGCAAAGCUGUAAGAGUUUUGGCUACUAGUUCUUGGCAUCUUGGUAGUUGAAGACUUGAAUUAUUGCAUUAUUGUACAUAACUUUAAUGCCUUGUAGGUGGUCCUACUUUGACACUGGUAUCUAUAGUCCUUGUUUGGAUCCUGCAGGUUGUUAAUGGAGUUUUCAGUAGAAGAUAUGAACCGUAGAUCAUGUCAGUCCAAAAAUAUGAUCCAGUGAGUUACAGCUUCAAAAUCGUAUUCAAUGAGAUGAUGAAUCGUUCUUGUUGCUA
Messenger RNA from Ipomoea triloba (trilobed morning glory), 3776 nucleotides. RefSeq names its product LRR receptor-like serine/threonine-protein kinase ERECTA. The transcript has 27 exons. Gene Ontology annotation, molecular function: ATP binding; receptor serine/threonine kinase binding; protein kinase activity. The coding region runs from base 463 to 3411 and encodes 982 amino acids. Gene Ontology annotation, biological process: protein phosphorylation; hormone-mediated signaling pathway. Gene Ontology annotation, cellular component: plasma membrane. The record is from RefSeq and is a predicted model, not a curated record. NCBI's taxonomy places the organism in Eukaryota, Viridiplantae, Streptophyta, Magnoliopsida, Solanales, Convolvulaceae.